AUGCUAGUCUCCCAGGUCUCCUUACGCACCUCUACUCCACACAAUGGAGAAGGAGCGAUGCACAUGGACGAUGAGCCCACACCAGCAAGAGCUCCAUUAGAGCCAGCAAUGAGUAAGUAUAACAUAGCCAUUAACAAAACCACCUAUGACGGCAAUGACUACAUUGUAGAUAUACUAGUGGACAAGUUGUAUGCACAAAAGGCGGACGACCCCAUUGAUAUACGAGCACUCCACAAACUCCGCAAGGCAGUUUACACCCAACAACCCAACAGAUUGAUACCAGUACUAGAUCAGUGGUUGUCAGAGCUACACAAUAAAGCUAUGAAGGACGGUGAUAAAAGUGAUUACGAUGAGUGUAUUGCAAUCAGUGGCUUUAUGAGCGAGCUAACUCUAAUUAGAUCUCAUGUAGGGGAUGAAAUCUCAGAACCAAAGAUGAACAAGCUACUCAAGAUGAGUGAGAACCCCAAGUGGCCAACACACAAGUACGUCAGCAUGGCUGACAGUCGUGAUAAAAUUGAGUUUGUAUCUGUAGCAAAAGACUUGUUCGCGAGCACAAACAUGUCAGUAGUACAGUACCUAUCACUCGUACAAGAAUUGCUCAGACAGACAGACGCAACGGAGGUAUCGCACACUGCACUCAAAAAUAUACGUAGUUCUAAACAGCUUUGGAAAGACUUCACUGAUGUGGAAGACAAUAUAUUGAUCAUUGACAACCUGCGUCGCACCCUAGUAUACUAUCUACUAGAGAAGUGGCUCAACGACUUCUAUGACACUCGCAUGAAUGUUGAAGUACGAGGAGCACGAUUGCGCCGCACAAUGUUUGAGUUAGAGAAGCGAUACAAGGGCACUGAGAGAGAGUCCAUUAAUAGGCAAUUCCUCAAAGCAUCCCGUUCCCAAGCACUAGUCAUGUACGGACUGCAAGCUGAAACAGAUAGACUGAUCAAGGCUCAAACAAAGCCUGAUGGUAGCAGUGGACACUUGUCUGACAUAUAA
This is a messenger RNA of Sphaeroforma arctica JP610, 993 nucleotides long. RefSeq lists its product as hypothetical. The transcript has a single exon. The coding region runs from base 1 to 993 and encodes 330 amino acids. NCBI's taxonomy places the organism in Eukaryota, Ichthyosporea, Ichthyophonida. The record is from RefSeq and is a predicted model, not a curated record.